Molecule: messenger RNA, 835 nt
Organism: Portunus trituberculatus (swimming crab)
Lineage: Eukaryota; Metazoa; Arthropoda; Malacostraca; Decapoda; Portunidae
Product: protein Mpv17-like
Exons: 4
Coding region: 263-835 (190 amino acids)
Cellular component (GO): membrane; cytoplasm
Source: RefSeq, a predicted model, not a curated record
UAUGAGAGGAAAAUGUUUCUGGUGCAGGCCUGGGGAACAUGUCAGAGAGGUUAAAAGUUAAGGGACAUGUUGAUAUGAGUCUGUGUUCAUUUUUGUCCCUCCCACAGGCUGAAAAGGUCGACGGACAGCAGGUGACAUACUAAGGUCACAAGAAGAACUAGAAUUUCCAUACCGGAGUUGAACAAGUUGUUUCUUACUAUUAGAGAGAAACACAUGAUACUUGUAGAGGGAUGCUGAUGUGAGGCGAUCAUAAGUGAGUGAAAUGCAAGUACCUAUCCCGCGGGGCCACAACACAAACAUGGGUUCCAUUCUCAGAGCACAUUCACGGCUGUUAAGUAAAUACCCCGCCACAAUGCAGUGUCUUCAGGCAGGUGUGUUGAUGGGAGUUGGAGAUGCCAGUUCCCAGUUCCUUGUUGAAGGCAAGUCACUCGGAGAUUAUGAGUGGCGGAGGACUGCUCGCUUCUUAGCCAUCGGCACCUUCUUUAUUGGUCCUGUGCUGAAAAAAUGGUACGGUCUCCUUGAUUGCAAGUUUGGUUCUGGGAAAGGAAUAUCUGCUGUUAAGAAGGUGGCGUCAGACCAGCUGAUCUUUGCACCAACUUUCCUCGGAGCAUUCUUGUCAGUGCUGGGCGUCACACAGGGCCGCUCAGUUACUCAAAUACAACAGGAAAUAAAGACAAACUACAAAGACAUCAUGCUAACCAGUUGGAGUGUAUGGCCAGCAGUGCAGACCCUCAACUUUUCCUUCGUGCCUCUUCACCAUCAGGUCUUAGUGGUGCAAACUUUCGCUAUAUUCUGGAGUACUUAUCUGGCAUGGAAGACAAAUAGAGGCCACUAG